Micromonas pusilla CCMP1545 is the source of this 1056-nucleotide messenger RNA. RefSeq lists its product as uncharacterized. Lineage: Eukaryota; Viridiplantae; Chlorophyta; Mamiellophyceae; Mamiellales; Mamiellaceae. The transcript is spliced from 2 exons. The coding region runs from base 1 to 1056 and encodes 351 amino acids. The record is from RefSeq and is a predicted model, not a curated record.
AUGGCGAACGACGACGACGACGGCGUCGCGGACGCGACGGUCUUCGCGAAACUGCCCGACCUCGCCGCCGGCGCGUUCGCGGAGGAUCCGUCGCGAUCGCGACUCGUCAAGUGGAACCUCGCGCCCAACACGCACGUCGUUCGGUUCCGGUACACGAAGCCGUUCCACAAGAUGGACCCCCAGGGUUUCUUGCGCGACUUCUUCAGCAGCGAGCGCGUGCGCGAGCACUUCGUCGUGAUCGACGCGAGCGGCGCGAGGCGCACGCUCGCGGAGCUCGGCCUCGACAGGGCGCGCGGCGGCCGAUGCGUCGACGUGAAAUUCGCGCCGACUCCGUGCGCGGCGACGUCGAUGGCGCACUUCGACGCGCUCGAGUCCCAGGACGCGCCCAACCCGAUCGUGCGCGCGGGGACGGAGUACAUACACAAAUGUAUCGACGACGUCGUGCGCGGGUUCCCGGUGUGCGACCUCCUGCGCGACUUUCUCCUCCGCGGCGACGAGAGCGAAAACGCGUCGCUGUGGAGCGACGCGCAGCGCGACGAGUUCAUCGCCCGAGUGUUCAGGCGCGUUCUCUUCUCCUCACACUGGACUUUUGCAUUCGUCUCUCUCCGCCCACCCCUCGCUUUCAAUACCCGCCUACGAUACCUUUCAACUCCACCACUGACGCCUUUCGACGCCGCCCCGACGUUAUUCGCUUUUUCGCGCGGACGUUCGACCCUCAGACACCUCGUCAUCGGCGGCAGCAUGUGCCAGUACGAGGACACGCUGGGCGCGUACCUGGAGACGACGAAGGCGGUGUACAAGACGCUCGUGCGCGCGAGGAAGGACGCGUCGAGCGGCGGAAACGGCGGCGAGGGGGAGCCCGCGGCUGUGGUCGCCACGGACGUGUACGAGGUGACCGGGGCUUCGUUCGCGUCCGACGUUGGCGCGGAGGCGGGCGAGGGGACGUCGCUCGCGCUGUUCCCGAGGAUCAGCGAGCAGAACUGGUGUUACCUGUGCGUGGACGCGCGGCGGAGGCACGCCACGGUGUGGUAUCAUGCGUUCGUGCCGUACUGGUGA